Messenger RNA from Puccinia graminis f. sp. tritici CRL 75-36-700-3, 393 nucleotides. RefSeq lists its product as uncharacterized. Bases 1 to 393 code for a protein of 130 amino acids. The transcript has 2 exons. The record is from RefSeq and is a predicted model, not a curated record. Lineage: Eukaryota; Fungi; Basidiomycota; Pucciniomycetes; Pucciniales; Pucciniaceae.
AUGGGUGACGAGCAAUUGCAAAAGGUCUUGAGGGCCUUUGCCGAAGAUUUGGUCGUUCUCACGGGGCCACCAGCACCUGAGGUUCCCGAGACGUUGGGUGCUGAUCCCGAAGAGACCUCGGACAAGGAGUUGGAACCUUCAAACUCAAACAAAGGUGAAUGUGUGAUUGCGAAGGCUCCCAAAAAGAAGAUCACAACCGAUCACCGCCGUCUCAAGAGAAAUACUGCUGGAGCCAGCGCUAAGGCCGCUCGGACCACAAGCAAGAAUGCUGAUGAGGAUCAAGAUGCCAAUUUCAACGACAGCGAUGACAAUGAUGAAGAUGAUGACAAUGAAGAUAUUGAUGAUGAAGAUGAAUAUGAAGAAGGGGAUGUCGAUGAUGAGGUUGAUGACUGA